GGCGAGCCACGCCAGGCCGCACAGCGGAGGAGGCACGUGCGGAGCCACGGGCCCCGAACCCCGGGACCCAGCCCGGAUCCACCGACGGAAAGAGGGGUAGGCCGCAGGUUCGCUUCUGCUCCGACCCGCUCUUCUCACGGAGGUGGUUCUCGGUCAGAGAUCGUGGCUUUUACCUUUGCACACACAGCUUUUCCAGCGCCCUGAGCCUCCGUGUUCCAUUGCAAGGAAGAGUGAGCAAGUGUAGACCAGCACGCGCGUUCUGCCGCCUCCCGGAUAUAACAUGGUGGAGAGCAGACAUCUGGCUUUUUGUUCGCGGUCUGCAUGGCAAGAGCAGUACUUGGUGGGAUGAACAUCUUUCUGCAGAAAAUGUUCCAUUUGUUAAGCGGUUAGUCUCUGAAGAAGAUAAAGCCCAGUUGGCAAGUAAACUGUGCCCUCUGAGAGAUGAGCCCUGGCCUCUGCACCCUUGGGAACCAGGGUCUUGCAGAGUUGGCCUUAUCGCUGUGAAGCUGGGCAUGAUGCCGUUAUGGACCAAGGAUGGUCAGAAGCAUGCGGUCACAUUACUUCAGGUACAGGAUUGUCAUGUCCUCAAAUACACUUCAAAGGAAAACCAUAACGGAAAAAUGGCAGCCCUGACUGUAGGAGGAAAAACUGUGUCACGUUUCCAUAAACCUGCAUCUGUGCUGGAAUUUUACCAGGAACUUGGACUACCUCCAAAACAGAAAGUUAAGAUCUUCCAUGUAACCGACAACGCUAUCAUCAAACCAGGGACGCCCCUUUUUGCCGCUCACUUCCGCCCAGGACAGUACGUGGAUGUCACAGCCAAAACCAUCGGAAAAGGUUUUCAAGGAGUCAUGAAGAGAUGGGGAUUUAAAGGCCAGCCUGCUACUCACGGUCAGACGAAGACCCACAGGAGGCCUGGCGCCAUCUCAACUGGCGAUGUCGCCAGAGUGUGGCCGGGAACCAAAAUGCCUGGGCAGAUGGGCAACGUGGACAGGACGGAGUACGGGCUGAAGGUGUGGAGAAUAAACACCAAGCACAACAUCAUCUAUGUAAACGGCUCUGUCCCUGGACAUGAAAACUGCUUAGUAAAGGUCAAAGACUCUAGGCUGCCUGCAUAUAAGGAUUUCUGUAAAAAUCUGCCCUUCCCUACGUACUUUCCCGACGGGGAUGGAGAGGAGCUCCCAGAAGAUCUGUAUGAUGAGGACGUGUGGCAGCCCGGCACCCCGUCCAUCUCGUUUUCCUGACGUCACGGCCAUGGCAGGCAGAGUUGGGCGGGAGCCGCGAGGAGCCAGAACAGCGUGCAGCCCAGGGUGCAGCCCCUCUGCUGCUAGCAACACCACGCCCUGUGUGUUUGUCCAGAGCAUGAGGAAGUGGCUCACCCCCACUGAGUUCUGUUAGAGAAAUUACCACAUUAAACAGACCAGCUUAGGCUGGAUCUGUUAAAACUAGC
Messenger RNA from Tupaia belangeri chinensis (Chinese tree shrew), 1450 nucleotides. RefSeq names its product mitochondrial ribosomal protein L3 (gene MRPL3). The coding region runs from base 513 to 1244 and encodes 243 amino acids. Gene Ontology annotation, biological process: translation. The record is from RefSeq and is a predicted model, not a curated record. Lineage: Eukaryota; Metazoa; Chordata; Mammalia; Scandentia; Tupaiidae. Gene Ontology annotation, cellular component: mitochondrial large ribosomal subunit; ribosome. The transcript is spliced from 10 exons. Gene Ontology annotation, molecular function: structural constituent of ribosome.